AUGUCUGCAGUUUCCCCGGAAGAGGUCUUACGAUGGUCGAAGUGGGACAAAGAAACUUUGAAACGCAAAGCAGAAGCUACACUAUCUGAUGAUAAACAAGAUUUUAAGGAUAAAAAGACUGCAGAAGAUAUACUUGCGGGGCAAAAGGAUUGGUCACCUGAACUGAUAUUGAAAAAAAAGGGUGCCAGCAGAUUUGAUACUGAGCAUGGGGUGGACAAAUAUAUAGCAACAGCUAUAAGUAUGAGGUUACAGAAGGCUGCCAGCGCAAAAGCCAAUGAAGAUGCCAAAGAUGCCCAAAAGGCCAUGGCAAAGUUAUCGAUGAACAGUUCUUCGAACGAUCGAGAAAUUGCAAAUCAGGGUGCACUACCAAGGGAGGGCCGUAAUAGUGUCGCACGUCAAACAGGCAAGCACGAUCGCGAUCACAGCAUCCCGAGAGCCGGAGAACCGUCAAAGAAACCUGCCACUGAUUCUACCAAGACUGGCUCUUCAAAGCCUUCCAGUCAUUCCACUGCCAGCCCAUCGAACGCUCCCAGACCUCCCGUUGCCAGCUCUUCAACUGCAACUGGCUCUACACAUGAUAAGCAUCCCGAAUCUAGAUCUUCAAGACCCACCAACCCUACCACUGCUAGCUCUUCAAAGCCUCCCAAUCCUCCUACUACUACUUCUACACAUGGUAGACGUCCCGAACCUAGAUCUUCAAGACCCAACAACCCCCCCGCUACUAGUGCACCCACCCCCAAACCCCCCAAACCUACCACGGUCGUUGCAAGCUCUUCGAAUUCCAGCAGCGGACCAUUUUCUAAAAUCGAUCUUAAAGAACCAUACAAAAAGGUAGGUGAAGAUUUCGUGUGCAUUAAAAACCCAAGAUUGUCUGGAGACUUUUAG
Botrytis byssoidea is the source of this 885-nucleotide messenger RNA. RefSeq lists its product as uncharacterized. The transcript has a single exon. The record is from RefSeq and is a predicted model, not a curated record. The coding region runs from base 1 to 885 and encodes 294 amino acids. Lineage: Eukaryota; Fungi; Ascomycota; Leotiomycetes; Helotiales; Sclerotiniaceae.